CGCUCAACAGGCUCCUUCCUUCCCAUUCGGCAAACAGAAUGAUCCUUCACACAAGUCUCAGCAACCGGGAGGAUUGGGAGAUUCCAUUUUUAGCCCAAAGAGUCCGACUGCUGGUUUUCAUGGUGGCUUACCUGGACAAUCGGCUUCCAGCGAGACAGGACAUCCUUUGUCAACGUCGUCAAGAACGCUUGACACCACACAUGCAUCCACCACCACUAGUCAUCCGGAGAAACCUUCCGGCACAACGACCAAGAAAGCGAAUAAACUCUUACGCGAGAACAUUAAGGGGAUCACCAAACCGGAUAUUCGACGUCUCGCACGUCGUGGAGGCGUGAAGCGAAUUUCAGCAGCAAUAUACGAUCACGCAAGAGCUGCUUUAAAAGACUUCCUAACCGACACUCUUCGAGAUGUCGUUUCCUAUCUUGAAUACGAGAGGAAAAAGACCAUUGGAGUCAUGGAGGUUCUGUUGGCAUUGAAACGUCGAGGAAAGACGCUUUAUGGCUUCGAGGGUGUGCGCACGCGUAAAGCAAAAAGCUAA
Messenger RNA from Acaulospora colombiana, 538 nucleotides. Lineage: Eukaryota; Fungi; Glomeromycota; Glomeromycetes; Diversisporales; Acaulosporaceae. The record is from the annotation of a GenBank genome assembly.